This is a messenger RNA of Selaginella moellendorffii, 1432 nucleotides long. Its product is annotated as pentatricopeptide repeat-containing protein At1g11290, chloroplastic-like. The record is from RefSeq and is a predicted model, not a curated record. The transcript has 4 exons. Gene Ontology annotation, molecular function: protein binding; RNA binding. NCBI's taxonomy places the organism in Eukaryota, Viridiplantae, Streptophyta, Lycopodiopsida, Selaginellales, Selaginellaceae. Gene Ontology annotation, biological process: RNA modification. Gene Ontology annotation, cellular component: intracellular membrane-bounded organelle. Bases 551 to 1423 code for a protein of 290 amino acids.
CGCUGAGGCUCUUCCGCGAUCGCUCCACUCCAGACAAGGUAGCAUUCCUCUCAGCUCUAGAUUCUGGCCGCGAUCUCCCCUCCGGCCGCUUGAAUCACUCCUCUGGGCUAGAAUGCGGGCAUGAGAUCGGCAGUCCACAAGAAAAUCUCGUGUUCUGGACCCGUCUAUUUGCGGAGCACGCCAAGAAAGGCCAGAUGGAAGCGGCGUUUCUUUCGCUGAGGCGGAUGCUGAGCGAAGGAAUCCUGCUCGAUCGAGUCGCCGCUUCGAUCGUUCUCAAGGCCUGCCACAGGCUCGAGCUAGGAGAAGCGAUCCACUCCUGGAUCGACGAAUCCAGAUUCAACCGGGUGGAUCGCGCGGAAGAAAUCUUUUUUGCGCAAGGCGAUCAUUCAUCCGCGGUAGCCGCUUGGAAUUCCAUGCUAGCGUCGUAUGCCCGGUGUGGGCAUUCCAGCGACGCGCUAGAGCUAUACGAGACGAUGCAGCUGCUCGGGAUCAAACCCAAUGGCAUCACUUUCGUCACGGCUUUAAGCUCGUGUUCUUCGAUCGACCAUGUAUGUUUGCGAGGUGUGGCUGCCUAGACGAUGCUGGCGUGAUCUUCCGGGAGAUGAAGAACCGAGACUUAGUUUCAUGGAAUCUGAUGAUCGGCCUCCAGCAAGAAGAACACUGCGCUCUCCGGUGUUUCCAAGCCAUGCUGCUUGAAGGACCAUCGAAUCUCCGGGCUGCGAAGAAGAUCCAUGGCUGGAUCCGUGAGAGCCUGCUUGAAUCCAACACGGAAAUCGCGAACAGUCUCUUGAGUGUGUAUGGUAAGUGUGAGAGUUUGGACGACGCGGUGAUGGUUUUUGACGAGAUGAUCCACAGGGACAUUGUGAGCUGGAACACUUUGAUCGCAGCGUUUGUACAAAACUACCAUCACGAUCAUCGAGCUGUGGAGCUUUUGUGGAGAAUGCAGCAACUUGGCGAAGCUCCGGACCGGAUCACGCUCGUAAGUUUGCUCCAGUCUCAAGAACUGACGACGAUGCAUGCUGUUCUUGGUGUAGCUCGCGAUUGGAACUUGUCGAUCGAUCGUGUCGUUGGCGACGCGCUGAUCCACACUCUGAGCUCAAACGGCGACAUCGAAUCGGCCGCGCUCCUCUUCGACUUCAUGGGAAAGAAGGAGGAUUUAAAUCUAUCAUCGUGGAAUGCGUUGAUCGGAGCAACAUCUCGGCGCUCUGGCGAUAGCACCCUCGAGAUCUUCCGGAGAAUGCAGCAGCUCGGGGUAAAUCCAGACUCCAUCUCCUUCUCAAGCGUGAUCUCUUGCUGCAGCCACUUUGGUCUCCUGGAUCACGGCGUCCAGAUCGCACAAUCGAUCGCUCCAGACUAUGGUAUUCUCAUUAGCCUCGAAAACUAUAGCUGUGUCGUUGAUCUUCUUAACCGUGCCCUGUUUUAGGGUUCCUCC